AUGAUCGUUGCGUUUCUUGCCCUUUGUAGGGCGGAACAACAAGCAACAAGUGGUUUAAUAGAAACAGGUUUAAAGGUAGAAUGGACUUGCAAGACUCAUGGCAAGAAAAUCUUCCUUGCAACUGCAGAUGGCUACAUAACAUGUGUCAAUAUAAUGACCGGUGAUAUAUUAUGGCGUAUUCCUACCGGCAGUCACAUGUUUAACUAUACCUCUACAGGCCGUUCUGUCUAUAUUCCUUCUAUUGAUGGUUUUAUGUUCACUUUUGUUCCAAAAUACGGAUACAAGCGAUUAUCAUUGCCAAUACGAGAUUUAGCAUAUAUGUCUCCAUUCAGAACCGAAACCGGAGAAAUAUUUUCAUCAACAACAACUACGACUAUGAUAUACGUGGAUCCAGAUAAUGGGACAAUACACGCUUCUUAUAAGCCAAACGAAGUAAUGCCGAGGAAGGAGUACUUCAAUGGAACAUUAGACAACGAUACAGUGAUAAUUAGAACAGAUUACGUGCUAAAUGUUUACGAUAAUACAAAUGAAAUUGUAAGGUUCACAGAUUUUGAUAUUUACUCGAGCGAAGCAGACUACGACACUUGUGUGUAUGAUGUGAAGAUAAAUUCGGCGUUUAAUCACGGCGGACUUUAUAUUUCAAUAAAUGAUUCGCAAAUUGUAUCGCAAAUACGAGUCAAAGGGUCACCAAUAAACAUAUUCGGCUAUAAUAACAAGUUUACAUUCGAAUUGUUCGCUUCUGGCGAGAGAUUACCGAAAUCAAAAGUUUAUUUCACUUCAACACCAUACGGACCGAUCGCAAUCCCUUCGCGACCACUCAAGAAGCCGAGUAAGUUCGAAAUCCUCAUGAAAGGACUGCCGGCGAUCGAAGGAACAGAAGGAGUGUCAAAUAAUAACCAAAUUAAUGGAUACGGUUUAUUUGAUGUCCGCCGACCAUUUGUAGUGUUCCAGCCUCUGAAUCCGAGGUCAAAAACCUCUACAGACCUCGUAGAUCCAGAUCCUGUCAGAUUUGUCAAGAUUGAAGGCUUUUCGAAGUUCCACUACCAGCUUGUAGCUGUAUCUCUCGUUGCCGUGUUUGUUUUCUUCAGAAUGAUCCAAAUUCUUCUCAAAAUUUUGAUAAAAGAUAAAUCAACGACAAUUCCACUCGAAAUCGAUAAAAAUGAUCCUCUUAAUGGUACAUAUGGCGAAACACGUGUUACAAUCAUCAGAGUUCCUUUCUCGGAACAAAAUAAUUUAUCAUAUUCGAGAAUACAACGUCUUACUAAGCCAUUACAUACUCCAAAGCUAUAUACAAGACAAAUCAUUAAGACUGAUGAUAUUUUCGCUUACCAAAUGCUACAUGAAAUUGAUUAUUCCACAAUUAGUUCAUUUUCGUUCUGCAAAACUCUUCUUGAGACUCUCAAAUCAAUACACAAUGAAGGUUUAGUUCAUCUCAACAUUUCUACCGAUCUAAUUUUCUCAGAUAACGAAGGCAACCCAAUUUUAGCCGGAAUCGAGUGGAGUAGUGCGGAGAAGACAGAUGAAGAUGCUGCCAACAAUAUAAAGCAACUUGGAGACAUUUUGACACAUAAAUUUGAUCAAAAUAAAAUUGAUCCACUUUUGAAGGAACUGAUUUAUGAUAUGACAUUACCAAAAUGGACUGAUAGACCUACAGCUGAAGAAGCCCUCCAAUAUCCGCUAUUUAUGACUGCAAGUCAGAAGAUUAACGAAUUUCACACUUUGAACGCUAUUUUGUCAUCGAAUUUACUUGAUCCAGUGACAUUAUACAAGUUUGAGGAGCCAAGGAUCGAUAUAAUGCAGUGCGUGUUCUGGAAAGACAGAAUUCCGAAAGAAUUAGUUUCAGAUUUGCAACUGAGAGGCGAACACGGGUAUUCAUAUGAUUCCCUGAAAGACUUGGUCAGGAUGAUCAGAAACAAGUACCAACAUCGAUCGGAAUUGAAAGAUAAAGCACUGAUCAAACUGACUGAAAGCGAUGAAUCGUAUUUCAAUUUCUUUAAUGAGAGAUUUCCAAAUCUCUUUUUGUACUGCUACUAUUUUAACAGAGCUUACGGAAAUGAUAGAAUGCAAAAUGAUUUUUCUGAUUAA
Trichomonas vaginalis G3 is the source of this 2085-nucleotide messenger RNA. Its product is annotated as ribonuclease protein. Lineage: Eukaryota; Parabasalia; Trichomonadida; Trichomonadidae. The record is from RefSeq and is a predicted model, not a curated record. Gene Ontology annotation, biological process: mRNA processing; intrinsic apoptotic signaling pathway in response to endoplasmic reticulum stress; IRE1-mediated unfolded protein response. Bases 1 to 2085 code for a protein of 694 amino acids. Gene Ontology annotation, cellular component: IRE1-TRAF2-ASK1 complex. Gene Ontology annotation, molecular function: RNA endonuclease activity; protein serine/threonine kinase activity. The transcript has a single exon.